AUGGCAAUGCAAUAUUCGACCCAAACUUACUUCCCGUAUGGGCAACCUCAGUGGUCUGAGGACGUCAAACCCGCGCUCACCGAAGACGAUUCCUCCUCCAUCCUUGACGGCAAGGUCUUUGAAUCCUCGACCCCCGCCGACAUGACAGCUUCCGAUGCCUCUGACAAUCGACGUUCUUCAGUCACCAAGCUGGAGGACGACUAUCCUGCAUCUGCUCAUGUCUGGCAGGAGAGACCCCAUGGUGUCAUGGGCCCCGUCCGCCAUUAUUCGCAGUCCUCGCUCCCAAUGUCAUCCCCCAAUGGCCAGUUCUUCAGCCAGAUGAACGCUGCAAACUGCGGUCCCGGCUUUAUGCCAAACCAACAGUGGGCCAUGUCGGGGCGCUCUGAAGCGAAUACUCCUACCGCCUUCUUUGGUCCGGUACAAGAGCCAUUUGAGCAGCAGGUUCAAUAUACCGGAGGGCCUGUCACCUUUUCGGGCUUCGCGCAGCAAGAUCCCGCCUCUGCCGUCUCCAUGUCGCCGCAGUCCAGCCAAGGCGGGUGGGCUUCGACUACUUCUUCAGACGCUACCGAGACGAAUCGCAUUCUCCGACACAGAUACAGAGCUGCGUCCCCGUUGUUGGUAUUGAGGUCCGACGGUAUCAGAAAGAAGAAUGCCAAAUUCGAGAUUCCUCCCGAACGGAAUAUCAACACCAUUGACGCCUUGAUCAACCAAGCCACAAACGAGGAAGAGAAGAAGGAGCUCAAACAGCAGAAACGGUUGCUGCGAAAUCGUCAAGCAGCGCUGGAUUCUCGCAUGCGCAAAAAGCAAAAUGCCGAGAAGCUGGAAGCGGACAAGAAGCUCCUGAUCAGGGAGAAGAGCGAUCUCGAGGACGCCCUAGGUCACUUCGAGAACGUCCUCAACCAUGAAAGACAACAAUGGUCGCUUGAUCGUCAGCGGCUCGAGGAGUGCAUUGCGGACCUGAAGUACCAGAACGAGGAGCUCAUCCGGACGUCGACUCUAGAGACCGGCGAGCUUCGACGAAUGAACACCAUCUUGAGGGACAGCUUCAGGGAACUGGAACGCAAUCAACAUGCUCGUGCCUUCUCCACUAACGCAUCAGACGCCUUCUCCAACGACUUUUCGAGUUUCAAGGAUCUCGGCUUGGAGGACCAGUGGAACGACGAGUUCGGCCUCAUGAGCAACGAAGACUUGAAAAUGGAAGAAUCAGAUGCUCUGCAGCGACAAGCCACUCCCCGACCGACUACUUCUACGGCCCAGCCUAAUACUACCAUGAAAUCUGAUGUCAAGGUCGACGCUACCUUCAGCUGGGAGACGUUUUACAUGUGCUUACUGUCCGGUGCCUUCAUCAUGUCGCAGGCCGGUUCAAGAGCAGCGAGUGCAGCCUCUUCUGUUGCGGUCGUGGCACCCAACAUGCCUGCUCUAUCCGACGAAUAUCGUGCUGAGGCUGGCAACGUCCUCCAGGCGGUGCUUGCUUCGGGUCCCGAGGUUACCCAUGAAGUCCUCCCUAGGCGGCCCGCACCCUCGCUGGACAGCAACGGCUUUCCCCACGCACUCUCUGACAUGACCCCUCAGCCUUCCGAUACUCCACUCGGCAAUCUCCACGCCUCCCUCACCACGCCAUCUCGCCAGCAACAAGCUGCCGCCGCAUUCUCCCUCUCUGCCGCCUCCUACAACCACAUUAGUAGCCCUGACUGCGCCUUCGACGAUGAUGAUGACGUGGUUGAGGUAAAACCCACGCGGCUGCAACAGCUGUUUGCAGAUAUGAAAGCCGAGAGGGAUGGGCUCGAGAAAAUGAGUGGCCUGGCCGGGAAAGCCCGCGAACGGAGUGUGCUCCUCGACCGCGUCCCGGAGAAAGUCCUUCGAGAUUUCCGAGAAAUGAUUGCCAGGGUCGAGUAA
Molecule: messenger RNA, 1896 nt
Organism: Fonsecaea erecta
Lineage: Eukaryota; Fungi; Ascomycota; Eurotiomycetes; Chaetothyriales; Herpotrichiellaceae
Exons: 2
Coding region: 1-1896 (631 amino acids)
Biological process (GO): regulation of DNA-templated transcription
Molecular function (GO): DNA-binding transcription factor activity
Source: RefSeq, a predicted model, not a curated record